UGGCCAUACGUUACGAAAUUCAUGUGGUUCUUGUUUAUAUCGCUCAUGUGACGCUACAGACGUAAACAAUAUUUGUUUAUUACAUUAAGAUGACAUCUGCGGGGUCCAGAUUUUUAAACACCGUCACGAAGGAUAUAUUCCUAAGAUCGAUUUCGAGAUCCAGACUUGGCGAGGGGAAGUCGGUCGUGUAUUAUUGCUUCAAUGUAUCGAGACGUAGAAUUUUAUCCCUAAACGAGGACCUGGUGCACAAAAACGGGGUGGUUUACUUGAUGAGCAGGGACUGUAGGAUCGACGACAACUGGGCCUUUUUGUACAGUCAAAAACUGGCACUGCAGAACGAACUGCCACUGUUCGUGUGCGUCCUGACAAAAGACUUUAGUUCUUUGUAUCCCACUAAAAGGCAGCUCGAGUUCGCGAUGGGGGGAUUCAGAUGGCUACGGGGACAAUGCGAGUGCAAAAAUGUGGGCUUUUACUUUCUGAACGCGAACGUCGAGGAUUUCAUUGGGGUAGUUUUGGAGAACGAUGUUAGUGGCGUCGUUAUUGAUUUUAGCCCGCUGAGGAAACCUGUUGAAUGGAGGGAUUAUCUAAUAAGGAAUUUGCCAAAGGACGUGCCCUUGAUAGAGGUUGACGCCCAUAAUAUCGUACCAGCAUGGCUGGCAUCCGACAAACAGGAACUGAUGGCGAGAAGCAUUCGUUCGAAAAUACAGAAAAAAUUACCGGAAUACCUCACUGGCUUUCCUGAAGUAUCCAUCCAUGAGUAUUCAGGAAAACUAAGCACGCCCCUCAAUCUAGUCGACAUCGAUGAUGUAUAUGAAUUUUACAAGCCAUUACAGGACGUAUCGGAAGUCGACUGGGCUGAGCCUGGUUCAGAUAGUGCUGUCGAAGUGUUAUUGAACUUUAUAAAACACAGACUUUAUUAUUAUGGCAUAAAAAGCAACGACCCUUCAAACGAGUACACUUCAGAUUUAUCUCCUUGGAUCCACUUUGGGCAAAUAUCCACACAGCGAGUCGCUCUGGAAGUAACAAGAUUAAGAGAGGUCGUCAAAAGACAAGUGGACAAGUUCUUAGAGGAGCUGAUUGUCAGGAGGGAACUAGCCGAGAACUAUUGUCUUUACAAUCCAAACUAUGAUAAUAUUAAUGGGGCAGCAGACUGGGCCAUCAAAACCUUAAACGACCACAGAUCCGAUGAAAGACCUUAUGUCUAUACUAAAGAGCAAUUUGAAAAAGCCUUGACGCAUGAUGAAAUGUGGAACUCUGCGCAGAUUCAGCUGGUCCAAACGGGUAAAAUGCACGGGUACAUGAGGAUGUACUGGUGUAAGAAAAUUUUGGAAUGGACCGAAACACCUGAAGAGGCUAUUGAAAUCGCUUUGUGUUUGAAUGACAUGUAUAGUUUGGAUGGUACAGAUCCAAAUGGUUUUGUGGGUGUAAUGUGGUCGAUCUGUUGCGUUCACGAUCAGGGAUGGAAGGAACGAAAAAUAUUUGGAAAGAUUAGGUACAUGGUGGAUUACAGUUUAAGAAAGAAGUUUAAUAUGGAAUCAUAUUGCGCCCGUUUUGGCAGAAGACUCCCCGAGAAUAACAAUUCCACAAAGAAAGGAGCGAAGAGGAAGAGAAAAUAAAUGUUGAAGAAACGUUUUUUAUACAAU
Molecule: messenger RNA, 1643 nt
Organism: Aethina tumida (small hive beetle)
Lineage: Eukaryota; Metazoa; Arthropoda; Insecta; Coleoptera; Nitidulidae
Product: deoxyribodipyrimidine photo-lyase
Exons: 4
Coding region: 90-1616 (508 amino acids)
Biological process (GO): photoreactive repair
Molecular function (GO): deoxyribodipyrimidine photo-lyase activity
Source: RefSeq, a predicted model, not a curated record